Molecule: messenger RNA, 453 nt
Organism: Miscanthus lutarioriparius
Lineage: Eukaryota; Viridiplantae; Streptophyta; Magnoliopsida; Poales; Poaceae
Source: the annotation of a GenBank genome assembly
AUGGCGCCGUCCCCUUCCACCCCGACGGCACCCAAAACAAUCGCCGACUUCUUCGCGCGCCCCGCCAAGCGCCUCCGGGCGGGCAGCGCUGCCCCGGCCGCCUCCCUCUCCUCCUCCCCUUCCUCGCUCUCGCCGGAGCAGCGCCGCCGCGCCGACACCAACCUGGCGCUCGCCCGCGCGCGACGCAACCUCCGCCUCGCCGAGUCCAAAGCGCAAGCGUCGGGGGGCGCGCCGAAGCUGGAGGAGCUCCUCGUGGAGGAGACGUGGGCGGAGGCGCUCCACGGGGAGCUGCGCAAGCCAUACGCGCUCGAGCUCUGCCGCUUCGUCGCCCACGAGCGGCUCCACGGCCCGCUGUCCGUGUACCCGCCGCCGCACCUCGUGUUCCACGCGCUCAACGCCACCCCGUUCGACCGUGUCAAGGCAGUCAUCAUCGGUCAGAUAUCAGCACGCUAA